UCUAUCGAAGUUGCCCUCAUUAUUGUCGUUCAUCGACAUCGAUGCAUCUAUGCUAGGAUGGAUGUCCCUGAUGAUGAGUCAGCGGAAUGAAUGCCCGAAGCCGGCUAGCGUCCUCCAUCUGCACUUGAACUUCCUUCACAUCUAAUGAACAUCUCAACACCGCCAUCACCACUCCAUCGCCUCCAGCAUCUUCAUCACCGGCCAUCAUGGCGUUUCCGGGCAUGGGAGGCAUGGGCGCCGGUCAGGGCGGUGCAGAUGCCCAAAGAAUGCAGGAGCAGCAAAUGGUGAAAUACAUGCAAGCCGCAAUGGAAUCGUGUCCCAGCAAACUCGUCCUCGCCGGCGGCAUGGGAUUCGGACUCGGCGGCCUGUUCGGUGUCUUCAUGGCGAGCAUGCGCUACGACACUCCCCUCUCCGCUGGAAUGCCGGGCGGCGUAGGGAGUCAAAUCACCGACAUGCCGGUGCGCGAGCAGCUGCGCAUCGGCUUCAAAGACAUGGGCCGCAGCGCGUACUCUACCGCAAAGAAUUUCGGCUAUAUCGGUGCCGUGUUCGCUGGUUCGGAAUGCGCGAUCGAAGGCCUGAGGGCGAAGAAUGAUCUCGCGAAUGGAGUGGCGGCUGGAUGCUUCACUGGGGGAUUUCUGGCGAGGAAUGCUGGGCCGCAGGCUAUGGCGUUUGGAUGUGCGGGGUUUGCGGCCUUUUCGGCGGCUAUUGAUGCUUACAUGCGAAUGCCGAGUGAUGAUCGGGCGUCGGACCCUAUUAUAUGAGUCUUUCGCCUGAAGUAUGAUCGGACAAGUGGCAGACCCGGCGACAGCUGCAGAGGGAAGCAGGCACGAACACCACCGGGAGCUAUCCACCAAACACCCACUAAACCAUUACUCAACGUCGCCAGCUGGUCCGGCAGACAGGACGCUCGGGAUGGCUCCGUGAGCGAGUUGGCCGAUCCCUCCGGCCUUCUGUGCUGGAAUACUCGAGUAGCACUCAUGGGUGCAUACUGGCAUUGACACUCAACUCUUCACACAAGCGACUGCGCCAGCCGGUCUAAACCGAGACUUUCUGUCAGCCUUGUGUCUUCGGCUCUGCCAAGUGGAUGAGCUGCUUUCUAGACACAGAACCUAAAGUCUCGUCUCUGAAUAUGACAUCGUGUAUAAUUAUUUCAAAAGCAGUAUUGGCACUCACAAUUCCAGUUUCCUCAAUACCUGUCG
Neohortaea acidophila is the source of this 1199-nucleotide messenger RNA. RefSeq names its product TIM22 protein. Gene Ontology annotation, cellular component: TIM22 mitochondrial import inner membrane insertion complex. Gene Ontology annotation, biological process: protein insertion into mitochondrial inner membrane. The coding region runs from base 207 to 761 and encodes 184 amino acids. The record is from RefSeq and is a predicted model, not a curated record. NCBI's taxonomy places the organism in Eukaryota, Fungi, Ascomycota, Dothideomycetes, Mycosphaerellales, Teratosphaeriaceae. The transcript is spliced from 2 exons. Gene Ontology annotation, molecular function: transmembrane protein transporter activity.